Molecule: messenger RNA, 183 nt
Organism: Bipolaris zeicola 26-R-13
Lineage: Eukaryota; Fungi; Ascomycota; Dothideomycetes; Pleosporales; Pleosporaceae
Exons: 1
Source: RefSeq, a predicted model, not a curated record
UACCUUACCCUAGACGAGGAGAAAGCUAUAGUUAGGUUUUUGUUACUAAUGUCUAGUCUCGGGCACCCUGUACGAAUUAAAUAUAACGUGACGGAUAAGCCAGUCGGUCAGGCAAGCGAGUCGGUCACCUCACCAACUUUGCGCACCUCUGCGGGCAUAUAUCUCAACAACAUAAUAGUAUAA